Molecule: messenger RNA, 1771 nt
Organism: Eurytemora carolleeae
Lineage: Eukaryota; Metazoa; Arthropoda; Copepoda; Calanoida; Temoridae
Product: ion transport peptide
Exons: 4
Coding region: 292-618 (108 amino acids)
Biological process (GO): circadian rhythm
Cellular component (GO): extracellular region
Molecular function (GO): neuropeptide hormone activity
Source: RefSeq, a predicted model, not a curated record
UGGGACGAGAAUCCUUAUUAAAAUCAUUGAUAUAGUUCUAAAAUAUGGAACAUUCCCUUAAGAUCUAUUAAUAUCAUCUAGAAGAAUUUAUCCACGUGGGAGCGUUUAAGCAUUUAUGAAGUUGAAUGAGAAAUUACCAGUAAUUAGUUCUCUGGAUGAAAAGAUCUCCGAUGAGGGUUGAAGGUUGUCAGGUAUCCUGCUGGGACGGAUACGGGUAUAUCAAGGUACCAUCAUUAGCUGCGGAUUCAUUCAGACUACAGUUCUCAAAGGACUUCAUUGCUCUGCUUAACCAUGGACAACGAACGGGAAAUGUUAUCUAUUAUUUUGUUACUAUUAGCCCUUGUUAAUAUUUCAAAUGGGUUUCUGGUUUGGGAUAAUUCAGCUCAAAGCAAAAGAAACAGUGGAAUGCCUGAAGUGUGCAGGGGUAGAUAUGAUGCCGCAAUAUUUACCCAGUUAGAAAAUAUCUGUGAAGAUUGUUAUAAUCUUUAUAAAGAACCAGAUGUUCAUCAGCUGUGCAGGUCUGAAUGCUUUGGUUCCAGUUUCUUCAAGCAGUGCCUGGAGGCCCUGCUCAUGGUUGAAGAUGAAUAUGUAAACAUGGCGGAAAUUAUUGGAAAAUAGAACUUUUAGCUUUAAUUAUCAUGGCAGGGUAUAGAUAAUUAGUAAUUGUGUGAUAUCGUUUUAGAAACUUUCAAUGCAAAUAGUUACAAGUGAACAUUAUGCAAACUGCAGCCUGUUCAAUGCUUAUUGUUAUAGUUAGUAUGGACCAAACUUCAAAAUGUACAAAAUAUUAAAUUUAAAGAGUUACAGUAUAUUUUUAAGCCAGAGAAUAAAAUUAAUGUUCGUUCGGGAUUUUCUUACUUUUAAAGUAAAAUUUUUGUUUUUUAAAUUGAUGCUAAUGGAGCCUCUUUCGUUCGUCCAUUUGAAGAGUUUAUGCAUUUUUAACUAAACCUUUUAAUUUUCUGUGCUAAAAGUAACAACUAUUAUGCAAAAUUAUUCAUUCCAUUCCAUUGAUAACAGUAAACCUAAUUUAAAGAGACCCUUAAUGUCCGAUUAACAAUGGUAACCAUUAAACCUUUGGCUGAUCAAGGAUUAACAACGGUAUCCUUUAAACCUUUGUCUGAUCAAGGAUUCACAACGGUAACCAUUAAACCUUUGUCUGAUCAAGGAUUCACAACGGUAACCUUUAAACUUAGCUUUUAAGCAAGGAUCACAUAUAUAUUCUUAUUUAUAAAUGAACAAGUAUUGCGCGCGGGAAAAACGCGAGUGUACACUAGCAUAGAGUCUAAAUUGUAACCUCAGGUCUGCGCUUAAUCUUUAGAAUAGAAAAAAGGCUUUAAGUUUGCCGUUGUGGAUCGGACAUGCAGCCACACUUUGAUUGAAAAUUCACUUUAAAUUACGUCUGUAGUCCCUUUAAUGCUUCCUAUUAGUGACACACAAAAUUGUGAUUAUAAAUCCCUCUUAUACUUUCCACUCUGUUCCUUAAAAAACGCUUAGGCAAACAUUCUUUUAAAUAUAUGCAAUGGACCUCUGUUCCCUUUUAAUUUAUACUUUAUUCUUUUCCAGAUUUGUUUUGAUCUAAAAUCAAUCUCGUUACUGACCAGAAGUUGUAAUCGAUCCAUGCUCCCAUACGGGUCAAUUACAACUACUCAGACCGUUCUUUUAAUCUAUUAAUGUAUGAACCAUCCGUUCCAUUGUUUUUCAUUAUAUAUAAACCAGUUCUUUUUACUGUUACUUGUUAGACAAUAAUAAUGUUUCAUCUUUAAUAAAGGCA